This is a messenger RNA of Bactrocera dorsalis (oriental fruit fly), 2292 nucleotides long. Its product is annotated as RING finger protein 37. The record is from RefSeq and is a predicted model, not a curated record. Gene Ontology annotation, molecular function: ubiquitin protein ligase binding; ubiquitin-ubiquitin ligase activity. The transcript has 2 exons. Gene Ontology annotation, biological process: protein polyubiquitination. NCBI's taxonomy places the organism in Eukaryota, Metazoa, Arthropoda, Insecta, Diptera, Tephritidae. Gene Ontology annotation, cellular component: nucleus. The coding region runs from base 342 to 1847 and encodes 501 amino acids.
ACAAGCGAAGAUAACAGAAUAACUAACAGAUUUUAACAUAAAUUAAACCAACGGUACGGUGUGUGGAACAGUAAAUUGUUAGCAUUAUUUCCUCGUUACUAAAUAUUUCUGUUUAUUUGCGUUUAUUAAUUAAUUUUGCUGAUAUUAUAGUGUAUUUGUGCGUACCUCUUAAUAAAACAAGCAAAAAAAUCAAGGGUGAGGUCGAGCAAGCAUAAUUCGUGACGCGAAUACUAAAGUGACGGCAAUAAUCGACGCCAUUUUUUAACAUAUGUAUGUAAGACUAAUUACCUGAAAGGGUGUUUGGUAAAGAAAAGAGCUGGUGUGAACAGAAGCAGAGCUAAAUGAGCUUAAUUAAUUUCCUGAAUUCCAAACUAAAGCCUUCCGUAGAAUGCGAAGCUCUAUGUGAAGAUGGUUAUUCUGCAAACAAUUUGAUUGCAGACGAUGCAGAACAACUUUCACGAGGCUUCCUGGCCUAUGCCGUUUCUAAACCCCCUGUGGAGAUUGUAUUUGACUUCCCCAAAGCUGUUGAAGUGAAGGUAAUCAAGUUAUGGAAUAGCAAUGGUGCUCUACGUUCAACAGCUUUUGAGCUACAUGGCAAGUUCGAAGGUAUUUGGGAACGCGUUGCCUAUGCUCGUGACCUUGCUGAGGGCGUCGACUCUGUAACGUUUUGCUAUCAAAGUGAUUAUAAUUCCCGUAGUAAUGCGGAAAGUGCGGCCACUCAAGCACAAAGCAAGAAAGCAUUUUUCUUUAAGACAGCGCAUCGUUUACUCUCCAACGCUAGUAGUUUGAAAAUAAUAAUUUGUGCUUCAAAGCGGUGUCCACCAGUGCUGCGAAAAAUCGAAGUAUGGGGAUUGCCUUCUCGAUCAUUGGAAAAAGCCGAUCGUGAACUUGUUAAAACAAUCUGGAGUGAGAUAGUCAAUCCACAUGGUUUUCAAACGACAGAAGACAGGAAUCGUCGCUCACCAACGCGUAGCAUACCAGAAUUAAAUGAGUAUUCAACUUUGAAAAUACCAGAAGAAUUUCUUGAUGAGAUCACCUGGGAGCUAAUGAUUUUCCCUACUGUACUUCCCUCAGGGAAAAUUGUGGACCAAUCCACAAUAGAUAAGCAUUCUGAAGUGGAAGCUAAAUGGGGCCGUCUGCCAUCGGAUCCUUUUACUGGCCUUGAAUUUACCUCACAACGCAAAGCAAUUCUCAACCUCGCCCUUAAGGCACGCAUAGAAAAGUUCCUUAUGGAAAAUUCCGAGCACUUUAAAACAGUACCACGUUCUUUAGGGAGUUCCUUUGUUCGGCGCAGCAAAAAUCGACAUGCCUCACAGUUUGCAAGCUUUUGCCAACGUCACAGUUCUAGCAUCGGUACUUACUCAUCAUUAUCGGCGGCAUUUUACAAGUCUUCUUCUCAAGCUUCCGCCACAGCUACAUCAUCAUCAAUACCGCCGACAAAACGGCCCAGACUUAGUGAUAACGCCACAUAUCGACUGGAAACAUCCCUUACCUCUACAACAACACACACCACUUCCAGUACUCCAUUAUCACUUUCCUCAAAGUCAAUGCCAUUUUCUGUGGCCGCUUCAUCAGCCUUAUCGACAGCAUCUUCCACCCCAAUUCCGACAGGCAUUGAUCACGCCAUUCAACAAGCAUUGAAAAAUGUCACACGCUAUACAUGUCCGCCCGCAGAAACGAAACCAGCAACAUGUAUAAGCUGUAAAACGGAACAUUUCUCAUAUGAAAUUGUUACAUGUGGGCAUCUGGUAUGUCGUGCUUGCUUAGUACAGUUAACUAAGGACGAAAUGUGCACAUGUAAGGCGAGUUUUCGCACAGUCGAUGUUGAGCGUUACCAUAAAUUGUAAGCGUUCACGCAUUUGGCGAUGUUAACAUACGAACUGAUUAAUGAGCCUAAAAGAAGUCAUUAAAGUGCUAGUUUGGUUUUAUAAUUUGUCUCAGUUGUGUUCGGUCACUGUUAUAAAUCGUUGGCAAAGUUAACUGUGCGGUUUGGCUAAACAAAAACUUGUACAAUUUUUGUUAACGUCGUCCAAGAGAAGGAAAUUAAAUAUUGUUGCAAAGUAUUUCAAAAUGCUCGCUUAGAGUAUUAUUAAAAGGCUUUAAUGAAACAGACUUUGUGAUUCAUAUGAUUCAUACGCUUAUGUUCAUAAAUACAUUGAUAUUUGUUUAUUAUUAAUAUGUAGUUUUUAUUUUCCAACGAUUUGUAACAGAGCUACUGAAUAGUUAUUUAGUCUCAGGCUAGUUUUUAAUAAUACUUAAUCACAUAAAAAUAAACAUGGAAUUAAUAAAAAA